This is a messenger RNA of Acanthamoeba castellanii str. Neff, 1380 nucleotides long. Its product is annotated as udpn-acetylglucosamine--peptide n-acetylglucosaminyltransferase spindly, putative. Lineage: Eukaryota; Discosea; Longamoebia; Acanthamoebidae. The record is from RefSeq and is a predicted model, not a curated record. The coding region runs from base 1 to 1380 and encodes 459 amino acids. Gene Ontology annotation, molecular function: protein binding. The transcript is spliced from 10 exons.
AUGAUCAACGACGAGGGCACCACGGUCGAGGUGGCCUCAACGGGGUCGGGCGAGCAUGCGGCGCAGCAGGACCAGACCCAGCGCUCGUUUGCCACCACCGCGACCACCUCCGCGGCCGUGAGUCCGCAGCAGGUUCACAACGUCGCGCCCGCCAUCAACACGACCGCGGCACCGCCCGCUGCUGCCGCCGCGCCGCCGCGGCAGGAGGUCGAGCUGACCGAUGCCGGCACCCGUCUCAAGCUGCAGGGCAAGCUCGACGAAGGAAUGUCCAAAUACCUGGCGGCCAUCCGGGUCAACCCAUCGUACGCUCCGGCCUACUACAACAUCGCCGUCAUCUACUCCGAGCUCAACCGCUACGAGGAGGCGCUGCAAUACUACAACGCAGCCAUCCAGCACAACAAGUUCUACGUGGAGGCCUAUUGCAACGUGGGGGUGAUCUACAAGAACGUGGGCCAGCUCGAGGCCGCCAUCACCUUCUACGACAAGGCGCUCAGCAUCAACCCCAACUUUGCAAUUGCCAAGAGCAACAUGGCGAUCGCCCUGACCGACUACGGCACCUUCAUCAAAAACCAGGGCAAGCGAGUGGAAGCAGUCCAGUACUACCAGAAGGCGCUCACCUACAACGUACAGUAUGCCGACGCCUACUAUAACCUCGGCGUGGCCUAUGGCGAGAUGGGCUCCUACGAUAAAGCGGUCAUCUGCUAUGAGCUGGCGAUCCACUUCAACCCGUUCUGCUGCGAGGCCUUCAACAACCUGGGCGUCAUCUACAAGGACCGGGACAACCUCGAGAAGGCCAUCGAGUGCUACCGAUCCGCCUUGGGCAUCAACCCGACCUUCUCCCAAACGCUGAACAACCUCGGCGUGGUAUACACUGUACAGGGCAAGCUGGACGAAGCCUACGCGAUCGUCAAGUCCGCCAUCGAUGUCAAUCCGCAAUACGCGGAGGCCUACAACAACCUGGGCGUGCUCUACCGGGACGAGGGCGAGAUCAAGAAGGCCAUCGCCUGCUACGAUAAGUGCCUCGCCCUCAACACCCUCUCGCGCAACGCCUCCCAGAAUCGCCUCCUCGCCAUGAACUACCUGCCCGACGCCGACAUUCAGACGAUCUUCCAGGCACACAAGGAAUGGGGCGAAGAGCGAUGCAAGCACGUCGCCAUCAGGUAUCGCAACGACCACCAACACAACCGGCUGAUCAAGGUGGGCUACGUGUCGCCGGACUUCUUCACCCACAGUGUCUCCUACUUCAUCGAGGGCAUCCUCAGCCAGCACGACCGGUCUAACUACUCGAACGUGGUCAAGGAAGACGCCAAGACGCAACGACUCAAGCAGCUGGCCCAGGUGUGGCGCGGCAUCUACGGCAAGACCGCCGAAGAGGUUUGA